AUGUGUCCUGGGCUUAAGCAUGAAAGGGGGUCCAGGGAGCUGCUCAUCAAGGUCAUCACGGCUUUGACAGUUUACAAAAGAAGCUUAUUACCGCACUGCAGAUCCGAGCUCGGCUUGGGUAGCUUGGCCAAGAAGUACUCGCUAUCAAUCAGCCCUAUCACGUAUGCUUGCUGCUUAUUAUCGAUCAGCAAACGUCAUUUCGAGAUUUCGACUCGUUAUUUUAUCUUCCACAGUCACAGGUUGUCGUCAGCCGCAUGUCAAGAACUCGCGGCUUUUGCUGCAGGGCUUACGCAAUAUUGCAAACUACGACUUGAGCUUACACAGGAAUGGCAGUUGGCAAGGGUCGAAAGAGGACUGCGGGGUUGUGAAGGUUGGGGGAACUUUUGUAAAGUGAUAGAGGAUCCCUUGCUCUGGUGGGAGACGGAAGAUAAGACGAGAGAACGGAAGACUUUUUCAAGAGAAGGUGAAUCAGAAGAGGAAGAAAUAAAUUCAAAGAAAAGAAAUACCAGAGGUAGAGAUGGUAUAAUUCAUAAUAUUGAAAAUACCGUGUAGCCAAGUAAGGAAGCAUGGCAUACCAUCAUCCAUAGCUUAUGAGUUGGAAAAUACGAUAAACGGAUAACUUGGUCGGACUUUUUGCAGUAUUACGCCGCUUCAUAUGCACGUUCAACGCUCGCCCCCAAAAGAGCAAUAGCGUGAUCGGCCAACGUCGUUGCAUACAUAUGUACACACGAUCAGAAGCAUCGCAACCAAGCAACGUAACCGAGCAUGAAUAUCCAGUCUAGAACCAUGACCACGGCCAUAGGCUGAUUGUAGGAAACAAAAAGAGAGACGUCCUGUAAGCAAGACCUGUUCCCCUCUUUUUUUCUCAUCCACGCCGCAGCUCAACUUCAUCCUUCUCUCAUCUCGUUUGACAUUCUUGACCUCAAUAAUCUGGUGACACACGGCGCGAGCACACUCAGAUUCCUUUUAUGAAGAGUGCCACGUACGCAUCACCUUAAUCUCCUUCUUACUUCAAUAAAAAAAAGGGGGUACUUGACGUGCGUCUGGAUCAAUUACACCGUCUUACACGCCCCACGUUCACAGCGAGACAAGGACAAAAUGCCUGCUCCUUACUCUGACAAUCUCUAUUCCGCCGACUCUGACGAUGAACCUGGUGCCCUCUCACCAACAGACGGCUACUUCCACGCGUCGUCUGAGUCGUCGUCAUCUCGCUCUAGACAAAACGUACCUCAUGUCCCAAACGUGUUUGUCGAGGACCCAACUCAGUUGAGUCGCGAUGCAAAGAUUCAAGAAGCGGAGAGGGAGAGGAGGCUCUUAGACACUGGAGGCUCUGCAGGACGCAACCCUGAAAGCACUGCCUCGUCACACGAGAACUCGAGUGGCUCAGAGAAUCCCAUUGCAUCGACGCCACGUUCUCCUCCAAGAGCUUCUCCCCUGUUUGCUCAUCCUGUUGACGCACCACCUGCUUACUCGCCCUCACCUACAACAACUUCGCCUCCAACUACAGUGAACAACUAUCAAACCUUUGCUUCUACAGCUACAAUGGGCCGGCCUGAGGAGAAUAGACCUCUGAUCAACCAUGCUCCAGAGUCUAUGAGCAGCCCCUACAACUCAGCUCAACAACCAUCACGUUGGCAGCAAUUCAAAGACUCCGUCUCAAAUUUCAACGUCAGGAAGAAAGUCAAGACAAUUCUUGCUUCGCUUCUCAUUUUCUCUGUCGUUUUUAUGAUCUUCAGUAGCUUUACUAUACAGUCUGCUCAUGGUUCACACUCAACCCCAGUCGAGGAUAAUGACCCCGUUGCACCACCUGCCAAAGACGGCGACGACUUCAAGUGGAAUCCUUCGCGAACUUGCCUGGAUAAGCCUCAACACUCGGCCCACUUCGCUGAGGAAUUCGAGAUACAAUCUGACCGCAACCUUAGCAUUAUUCAACGAAUGGUCAAGUCCGAUGACCUUGAAGGAUGGAGCACCCAUGUCUCUGGUGAAGUUAUUCUUCGGCCAGUAGAAGAUUCCUCGCCUGCUAUUAUCGAGUUGCAGGUUGUCUCCAACCACGACAAUCUCAGGGCCAAGGCCGACUUCGACAAAACAACUCAGGUCUUUGAGGUCAAGGUGCCAGGCAGGGUCGCCUGGAGCUCGUCUGACAAGGCUCCCUGCAUCCAAAUACGUAUCACGGUCUCGGCCCAUCGUGAGACUAUCCUUAACCAUCUUAACAUUGAGACCCAGCAGCUCGACAUCAACCUCAAAGAGGGGGUCGUCCUGGGAGUCCAGAAUGGGGUCAACAUUCGAAGCGCCAGCGGUGAUAUCACUUCGCCUGGUAUCAAAACGAUCAAGGGCAAAGAAGUUGUUCCUUACACACUCUCAUCCCGCGAGAUCCGCAUUCACACGGCCAGCGGCGAUGUCAAGGGAUGGUAUCCCCUUUACGACCUCCUCGACAUCUCAACAGCCUCAGGCGAUAUCAUCAGCAACAUUGGACCGAAGCCAGUGAACCCCCAGAAUGUUCGACCUGCAGAGCUUCGUGUGCGCUCUGCUUCAGGCACGAUCAAGAUUGAUGAGCCUCUCACCAGUGCUCAGAAGGCUGCUCGCCCAGAUCGCGAAUUCCCACCACGCGACUACACAAUUGAUAUCAUCACGGCAUCGGGAGAUAUCACGGCAGAUGUCGCCGCGAGCUCGUCGGCAUCUUUCAAAUCGCAGUCUGGUGAUAUGAAGCUGCAAAUCUGGCCAGUGCUGGACUCGAGUUUGUUGACUGUAAACGAAAAGGCGAAGCCAACAAUCAUCACGGAUACAAAGAGCGGCGAUACGCAUGUGACGAUUCUGGAGCCCCUAUGGACGAGCCUUGCUACCAUCGGCGAAACGAUUCCUCCUGUCAAGCCUUAUGAUCCGACGGAUGGUAGCGAUCCAUACAUUGUUCUCCCGGAAGGAUCUGAGCUUACUGAAAUUAGCAUGGCCAGACCCGUGCUUUCGGUUCUUCACUCCACGCACAAGUCAGUCAGCGGCAAACUUGAGCUCUACUAUCCUAAUUCUUGGGAGGGCUUGUUCUUUGCAAAAUCCAUUUCUGGUACACAAGAAUUCAAAGGCAAGGACGUGAUAGUUGACCGCGGAAGGGGAUCGAUCCCACCACAUCUCAUCAGUGGAAGAAAGGGCAAAGGGUAUUCCCAGCUUGACAUUGGGACCGUGUCUGGCGAUCAGUUCGCCCUGCUCGGAGAGGAAUAAUGGGAGAGAGAUAUACGAAUAGUAAUGAAAUAAGGAACCAGCGAGAUACACGAAUGGAUAAUGAAAUACGGCGUACCGGCGUUGAUGAUAUUAUGAGGAUACUUAUUGCUUGGACAGCACCAUUCGUUAAGGAUAGGAACUUAGGAUACCAUAUCGUUCGUUGAACGUAUUAUUGACCGCAAUGAAAUAUUCAGCAAGAGCCUCCUUGUUUGUCCCAACGAAACAGCUUUUCGAAACAAUAGCCAAGUUUAUUAACCCCA
Fusarium verticillioides 7600 is the source of this 3470-nucleotide messenger RNA. RefSeq lists its product as hypothetical. The record is from RefSeq and is a predicted model, not a curated record. Lineage: Eukaryota; Fungi; Ascomycota; Sordariomycetes; Hypocreales; Nectriaceae. Bases 1099 to 3210 code for a protein of 703 amino acids. The transcript is spliced from 2 exons.